Molecule: messenger RNA, 627 nt
Organism: Colletotrichum phormii
Lineage: Eukaryota; Fungi; Ascomycota; Sordariomycetes; Glomerellales; Glomerellaceae
Exons: 2
Coding region: 1-627 (208 amino acids)
Source: RefSeq, a predicted model, not a curated record
AUGUUGACCAAACUCCUCUCCCUGCUAGCCAUCAGCACAACCCUAGCAUCCGCCGCCUCCUACCAACUCCGCACAUACGCCCCCUCCGAACCAAAAGUCCACGACAAGCUCGUCAACGCCGAAGACGAACGCUUCUGGAUCGGCCUCGAGAGACCGACGACAUGGUGUCCGGACUUCAGCGGCGCAGCCUGCCCAGAAGGCAACACCACCGUCGUAGACGGCGUCUUUGGCAGGCUCAAGUCCAUGAUGUCCCACGGCCAACUCGUCUACCUCGACCCCUUUGGCGUAAUAAGCUACACCGCAGGCGACGCCCGCACCUGGAUGACCAUGCCUGACGGUUCCAACGUCAACUGCUUCAACACCGUCAUGAUCUGGGAUCCCGCAGACGCGACCAAGAAGCUCCGGCUGCUCAAGUUCAUUAACCUUGGCGACCCGGCCGCGUCCGCGAGGCCGUUUUUCUAUUCGUGUCCGAUUGAGGGCAAGAAGUACUCGUUUGUGAGGGUGCGGUGGACGUCGCAGCAUGAGCAUCGGGAGUGGGGUGUUGAUUGGGAUAGUCAGUGUACGGCCAUGGAGGGUUUGAUUCUUGUGGAGAGUAAGGUUGAGAUUGGGGCGUAUCAAUAUGUUUGA